AUGUUCUUUAGGAUAUGUUUUCUGUUCCUAGCCUUCAUUGCUGCAAAAGCAAGUGCUGCUUCGAUGGACAAACAGACAUAUAUAAUUCACAUGGACAAAACCAAGAUGCCAGCCCUGUAUGACUCUCUAGGCAAUUCCAGGCAAUGUUAUGAAUCAUUAAUUGAUUCCAUCAGCCAACUAUCAUCUCAAGAACCAGAAGAAGAACAAGAAACAACAUUUCCUCAGCUUCUCUACACCUAUGAAACGGUGACUUCUGGGUUUGCUGCGAUGCUCUCCACCAAACAAGUUGAGGCCUUGAGCCGAGUCAGUGGCUUUCUCUCUGCCAUUCCUGAUGAAAUGCUGACUCUCCACACCACACACACCCCCCAGUUCCUUGGAUUACAAAGAGGAAUAGGACUAUGGGAUGCUCAAAAUCUGGCUUCAGAUGUGAUAGUUGGGAUUCUUGAUACUGGAAUCUGGCCUGAACAUGUUAGCUUCCAAGACUCAGGCAUGUCAGCAGUACCCUUAAAAUGGAAAGGCACAUGCGAGAGUGGCACAAAGUUUUCACCGUCAGAUUGCAACAAGAAGCUGAUUGGCGCAAGAGCGUUCUUCAAGGGUUACGAGGUUAUUGCUGGAAGAAUUAAUGAAACAAUCGAUUAUCGAUCCCCUCGGGACUCACAAGGCAAGGGAACAGCACAAUUACCACUAGUGUAUGCAGGGACUGCAGGUGGCGAAGGGGCUAAGUAUUGUAUUAGCGGGUCGUUGAAGAAAAAGCUGGUCAUAGGGAAAAUUGUUGUUUGCGAGAGGGGAAUCAAUGGCCGAGCCCAAAAAGGAGAGCAAGUGAAAUUGGCAGGAGGAGCAGGAAUGCUUUUAAUCAAUACAGAAACUGGAGGGGAAGAACUUUUUGCAGAUGCUCAUGUUCUGCCGGCAACUUCUUUAGGAGCCUCAGCAGGUACAGCUGUCAAACAGUAUACGAACUCGAGUAUAAAGGCAACUGCUUCGAUUGCCUUCAAAGGGACAGUGUAUGGUGAUCCUGCACCAAUGGUGGCUGCAUUUUCAUCCAGAGGGCCUAGUUUAGUGGGACCAGGUGUGAUCAAGCCGGAUGUGACUGCACCAGGGGUGAACAUUUUAGCAGCGUGGCCAUCAAUGACUAGCCCAACUCUACUUAAAAGCGAUAAAAGAAGCGUAUUGUUCAAUAUAAUUUCAGGCACUUCAAUGUCCUGUCCUCAUGUUAGUGGCCUAGCGGUAUUACUUAAGUCAGUCCACAAAGAAUGGUCACCAGCAGCAAUCAAAUCAGCGCUAAUGACAACAGCUUAUGCUACAGACAACAGAAAAUCUCCAAUUGCAGAUGUUGGGUCCAUUAGUUAUGCAUCAGCUACCCCUUUUGCAUAUGGUUCGGGCCAUGUUGACCCAGAGAGUGCUUCAGAUCCAGGGUUGAUAUAUGAUAUUACCAUAGAAGACUAUGUAAACUAUUUGUGCAGCCUAAACUAUACAUCCUCUCAAAUGGCUCUAGUGUCCAGAAGUGCCGUCACAUGUCCUGACCAUAAGGCUCUCCAGCCUGGUGACCUGAAUUACCCUUCUUUUGCAGUGAAUUUUGAAGGCAAUGCACAAAAUAACAGGGUGACAUACAAUAGAACGCUGACAAAUGUUGGGAGCCCUUCGAGUACUUAUGCAGUAAGCGUGGAAGAACCCAAUGGAGUAUCUGUGAUCGUGGAGCCUAAGAGUUUAAGUUUUGAAAAAUUGGGACAGAAACUGAUUUACCAAGUGACUUUUGUUAAUUUAGGAGGAAAAGCCACCGUGAUCUUUGGGAUAUCUUUGUUUUUACUAGCCUUCAUGGCUGCAAGAGCAAGUGCUCCUUUAAUGGACAAAAAGACGUAUGUAAUUCAAUUGGACAAAACCAAGAUGUCAGCCUCGUAUCAAUCUCUACCCAAUUCCAAGCAAUGGUAUGAAUCAAUAAUUGAUUCCAUCACCAAAUUCACAUCUCAAGAACAAGAAGAAGACCUAGACACAGCACCUAUUCAUCUUCUUUACACCUAUGAAACAGUGAUUUCUGGUUUCGCUGUGAAGCUCUCUUCCAAACAAGCUGAGGCCCUGAGAAGAGUCAAUGGCUUUCUCUCUGCUAUACCUGAUGAAAUGCUAACUCUCCACACAACAAACAUCCCUGAUUUUCUUGGACUACGAAGUGGCAGAGGACUUCGGAAUGCUCAAAACCUGGCUUCAGAUGUGAUAUUUGGCUUUCUUGAAACUGAAAUCUGGCCUGAGCUUGUUAAUUUCCAAGACUCAGGCAUGUGUGCAGUACCCUCGAAAUGGAAAGGCACGUGCAAGCCAACAGCACAAUUACCGUUUGCUUAUGCAGAAACCGCAGGUGGCGAAGAUGCUAGCCUCAAUUAUACAUCUCCUCAAGUAGCUCAAGUGUCCAGGAGUAUAGUCAAUUGUCCUGGAAAUCAAGUUCUUCAGCCUGAUGACCUGAAUUACCCGUCUUUCUCAGUGAAUUUCAAAGGCAAAGCUAAAACUAACAGUUUGACAUACAGGAGAACCUUGACAAAUGCUACGCAACUUUAUGAUAUUUAUAGAGUUAAAGUGGAGGAACUCAAUGGAGUAUCGGUGACCCUGAAGCAUAAUAGUUUUGAGUUUUGA
Molecule: messenger RNA, 2616 nt
Organism: Dovyalis caffra
Lineage: Eukaryota; Viridiplantae; Streptophyta; Magnoliopsida; Malpighiales; Salicaceae
Source: the annotation of a GenBank genome assembly